GCAAAGAUCCACUAUCAGAUCCGUGGGAGUGGCAUCCCGGUGCUGCUGCUGGCGCCGGGCGGCAUGCGCUCCUCCAUCGCCAUGUGGUCCAACAUGCCUUGGAAUCCUUGGUCGCAGCUGGCGCCGGAGCGCUUCAAGGUCAUCGGCAUGGACCAGCGCUCGGCGCAGGUGGCGGGCGGCCGCUCGAGUGCGAGCUUCGCGGCAGGUGAUGGCUGGCACACCUUCAUGGAGGACCAGGUGGCGUUGCUGGAUUACUUGGGCAUUCGGAGUUCCUUGCUGCUAGGCUCGUGCAUCGGGCCCUCCUUUCAGCUGCAGCUGCUUCAUGCAUAUCCGGAACGCUUCACCGGCGCCGUGUUGCUGCAGCCGAUCGGCAAAAGCGUGCACACCACCGAGCCGUCAGCGUGGACGGGGAUCAAUGAAGAAGCCACCAUGCAUUGGUUUGGCGCCUGGGCUGAUCAGAUGGAAGACGAGGGUCUGGCGAAGCCUGAAGAGCUCCGUGAGCUCUAUGAGGCCAUGUUUGAAGGGCGUGAUUUCGUCUUCACCGUGACGCGAGAGCAGCUUUCAAGCAUCCAGACACCUAUGCUGGUCUUCAUGGGUUUGGACUUGUACCAUCCCUCUGAGACCUCUCGGGAGAUCGCGCGCCUGGCGCCCCAUGCCCAGCUGGUGGAGCAGUGGAAACAGAGCCCCGAGGCGCUCUCGGAGGCAGUGCGGAAGAUUGAACAGUUCUUGCUGGAACACGGCCGACCUUUGAAAGCCGAACAUUCAGAUCUUUGA
This is a messenger RNA of Durusdinium trenchii, 774 nucleotides long. The record is from the annotation of a GenBank genome assembly. NCBI's taxonomy places the organism in Eukaryota, Dinophyceae, Suessiales, Symbiodiniaceae.